Colletotrichum godetiae is the source of this 2181-nucleotide messenger RNA. RefSeq lists its product as uncharacterized. The transcript has a single exon. Lineage: Eukaryota; Fungi; Ascomycota; Sordariomycetes; Glomerellales; Glomerellaceae. Bases 1 to 2181 code for a protein of 726 amino acids. The record is from RefSeq and is a predicted model, not a curated record.
AUGUCAUCACUGGGACAGCGGCUUCUGCCUGCAUGGGUCUACAAGACGGAAGAAUGUGCGAUAUGCCUAUCCUUCUUCUCCACUGACAUGCCACCCGGCCCGGACCCCCGGACCGGACUUGAUCCCAAAUUCAAACCCGACCGCCGCUUACUGGAACCAGAGUACGAAAGCCGUUGUCACGGCUGCUGGGUAGCUCGUUUCACAAUCUCAUUCUUCAGUCAUAUCCUCGAGGAUGUGGACUCGGAAAAUAUGCGCGAUGCCCUUUUCUACCUCGAUGCAAACGUUGAUGGCACAAAUGUUGUUCUUACUGCGAGAAAAGGAAGGUCAAGAGGCGGUUACGUACUAUCAAAACUGCAACUGCUUAAAACAACACUACCACCGGCGCAGGGUUACAUGGAGUCUUGGCUGCGAUAUGUAAUCUCUUUCCUCAACCCCAACGCUUACAACCGGCUACCCGUAUAUGUUGCCCAUGCCUACGAGUCUCCUCCCAUCGUAGGUCACACGGGAUCUCAAGAUGCUUUCAAGAAGAUCUUCACUUGGUUCGACGACUGUGUCGCGCACCAUCCGGACUGUGGCAGUGGCCUCAGUAUACACCCAAUGCCAACCCGCCUCAUCGAUAUCUCGGACAGAGACAACAUGCUAUUGGUUGAAGGGGUCACCAAAAGAAGCCAUUAUAUUGCUCUCAGUCACCGAUGGAUAGAAGCUUCCAAGAUGCCACGAUGUGUGAGCAGCAACAUCGGGUCGCUGAAGACGAAUGUCCCUUGGUCUUUUCUUACCCGAAACUUUCAGGACACCAUCGUAUUCAUCAAGGAUUUUGCCUCAUGGUAUGCAAAAGGUCACCCGCACGAAGAGCCCAUCCGAUAUGUCUGGAUCGACAGCCUGUGUAUCGUCCAAGACAGUGUUGCAGACUGGGAUGCAGAAUCAAAGCUGAUGUGUUCUGUCUACGAGGGUGCACUCCUAACAGUCGCAGCGGCGGCCGGACCUGAUGGCUGCUUUGCUGAAGCUGAGCGCGUCUACAAGGGAUUUGACGUUACCAAUCCUCACCGCCAGAACCCAAGAUUGUUGCUGCGAAAGAGGCUACCGGAUCACGAGAAUGAGUGUGAGAUGGCCGAGAGAGAACACGUCAUUCAACAGAAGAGUCUUCGUCCGCCUAGCAGGCUAGACCUGAUGACGAGGGGAUGGGUGAUGCAAGAAAGACUCUUAUCUCGUAGAUUCGUCGUCUUUGCGCCCAACGAAGUGAUGUGGGAGUGCUACGAAGGCUCGCAAUGCGAAUGCGGCAGGCUUUCUAGCAUGACGGGUCAGCUGAAUCUUAAGGGAGAAGAGGGCGUGAUGAGUCAGUACAAUCAGGCAUCUUACCGGUACUAUGACUCUAAGCGGGCAGAUGAUCCGAACUAUUCGUUCCUGCCGAUGCCGCUCAAGAUGGCAUACUAUGCCUCAUUAGACGACAAAGGGGAGCACGCGGCACGAAACCUCCGUAAUUGGUGGCGCCGGCUGGUUGAGAGGUACACGACACUAGACCUGACUCAGGAGUCAGACAGGCUACCCGCGAUAAUGGGUCUCGCAAUCCAAUAUGGCCGCCGGACUGGACAAGAAAUGGAAAGCUACCUUGCUGGGAUCUGGAGAAAUUCUCUCCCUUUGGACUUGCUAUGGCAUAAUGGGAAUCCCUCCAUGGAGCCAAUCUCCGAAUACUCUAAGAACAAAGGGCCACCAUCGUGGUCCUGGGCAUCUUGCCGUGGUAAAGUGAGAAUGCCUCGAGAGGGGAGCUUGUCGAAGUUGACGUACUUCGCUGAACUGACUUCUGUCAACGUUGGCGUGCGAAUCGCGGUUGGCAUGAGAUGUCCUGUUUUCACUGGCUUAAGUAAAAGAACAAGAGAUGAAACGUUUCCUAUUGUUGUGCUGGACUACGCUCCUGAUAGAGCGACAAGUCUUGCUACUUCGGUCUGGGAGGACGAGGCCAAGUUUGCCCUGAUUUCAAGAGCGGGUGAAGGCGAUGAGACUACCUGGAUGUACCUUCACAUCAGACCCGUUCAUGAUUUCGAAGGUAGCGGCAUUACAUACAGCCGGAUAGGACUUCUUGAACUGGCAAAGCGCAGAUGCCUACGUAAUAAGGCCACUUGCUCAGAUAUACUGUUAGAAUCGUGUUUUAAGUCGGGAACAGUCGAAGAGAUAGAAUUAGUAUAA